Bactrocera oleae (olive fruit fly) is the source of this 920-nucleotide messenger RNA. The record is from RefSeq and is a predicted model, not a curated record. NCBI's taxonomy places the organism in Eukaryota, Metazoa, Arthropoda, Insecta, Diptera, Tephritidae.
AAUUUUGAGAAGUAGUUUGUGUGUUUAACUUAAAAGCAAAAUCUUGUAAGACAUAAACCAUCGAUAAUUAAAAUACACAUCGAUAGUGAAACGAAAAUAAAACUAUCGAUAGUCCCAUUGAUUGUUUUGCAAGUUCUCACUGGCGCUGAAAAUUUAUAAAAAGCUGAUUUUGAAAUUGAAAAAUUCACAUCGUGUAAUAUUUAUUAAGAGAAAAUAUUGUAAUGUCAUACUUUGUUAUUAAAGUGGUCUUUUUUUUUAUAAAUAUUCUUCAUUCAAUGGAAAUAAUGGAGGAAUUUUUUGUUUUUAAGUGCCUAGCAAUGAGACGUUUACUGCUUGCCCACACAAUGCUCAAAAUAGCUAGUCAAUAUGGAACAAGUUCAACAAGGUCUAUUUGGAUAAAGACUCGUGGCCAAAUGUUUUGGGAAGUCGAUUGCCAGGUUAAUUCAGAUGCAUUUUUUAAAAGCAACUUCCGAAUGAACCACCAAUCUUUUAACAAAUUGUGUAUUAUGUUAAAAAGCUUGGAGAAGAAAAACACUAACUACCGGAAGUCAAUUCAAUUAGAAAAACGUAUUGCAAUUGCUUUAUAUGCUCUUGGCUCUUCUGCAAAAUACCGAGCAAUUGGAAAUAUGUUUGGAAUUGGCAAAAGUUCUGUCUGCAACAUUCUAAUUGAGUUCUGCCAUGAAGUCUGGCGAUGUUUGUGGCCUUUGUAUUUGAAUAAAUUCCCAAUGAACGAAUUUCAAUUGCGGGAGUAUUUAAAUGGUUUUGAGUCUUUGGGUUUCCCUCAGGUUUUAGGAGCUCUUGAUGGAUGUCACAUAGAAGUUCGCCCAACAGCAGAAGAUGCUGUCGAUUACUUUAAUGAUAAAGGCUGGUAUUCCACAGUUCUUCUGGCUUUAGUAGAUGCAAGGCAAGUUUUUUCAUGA